Molecule: messenger RNA, 4413 nt
Organism: Acanthopagrus latus (yellowfin seabream)
Lineage: Eukaryota; Metazoa; Chordata; Actinopteri; Spariformes; Sparidae
Product: C-type lectin domain family 4 member M-like
Exons: 8
Coding region: 1-1731 (576 amino acids)
Molecular function (GO): signaling receptor activity
Source: RefSeq, a predicted model, not a curated record
AUGGCAGCGACCCCCAAUAAAGGGCCCAAGGUGUCGACCAGGCCUGCAAAUUCCCCAGACCCCAAUCUGAUCGAGCAUCUUUACAACAACCAGACUAAAGAAAGAGACCAUCUGCAGACCAGUUACAACAACCAGACUAAAGAAAGAGACCAGCUACAGACCAGUUACAAUAUCCUGACUGAAGAAAAAGACCAGCUACAAACCAUUUACAACAACCUGAUUGAACAAAGAGACCAGCUGCAGACCAGUUUCAACAACCUGACUGAAGAAAGAGACCAGUUACAAGCCAAUUACAACAACCUGACUAGAGAAAGAGACCAUCUGCAGACAAGUUACAACAACCUGAUUGAAGAAAGAGACCAGCUACAAACCAUUUACAACAACCUGACGGAAGAAAGAGACCAUCUGCAGACCAGUUUCAACAACCUGACUGAAGAAAGAGACCAGCUACAGACCAGUUACAACAACCUGACUGAACAAAGAGACCAGCUACAGACCAGUUACAACAACCUGACUGGACAAAGAGACCAGUUACAGACCAGUUUCAACAACCUGAUUGAAGAAAGAGACCAGUUACAGACCAGUUACAACAACCUGACUGAAGAAAGAGACCAUCUGCAGACAAGUUACAACAUCCUGACUGAAGAAAGAGACCAGUUACAGACCAGUUACAACAACCUGACUGAACAAAGAGACCAGCUACAGACCAGUUACAACAACCUGACUGAACAAAGAGACCAGUUACAGACCAGUUUCAACAACCUGAUUGAAGAAAGAGACCAGUUACAGACCAGUUACAACAACCUGACUGAAGAAAGAGACCAUCUGCAGACAAGUUACAACAUCCUGACUGAAGAAAGAGACCAGUUACAGACCAACCAGUUACAGAGCAGUUACAACAACCUGACUGAAGAAAGAGACCAGUUACAGACCAGUUUCAACAACCUGAUUGAAGAAAGAGACCAGUUACAGACCAGUUACAACAACCUGACUGAAGAAAGAGACCAGUUACAGACCAGUUACAACAACCUGACUGAAGAAAGAGACCAGCUGCAGACCAGUUACAACAACCUGAUUGAAGAAAGAGACCAGUUACAGAGCAGUUACAACAUUCUGACUGAAGAAAGAGACCAGUUACAGACCAGUUACCACCAACUUGUGACAGCCCUGACCAAAGAGAGAAGUGAUCUUCGGAGAAAGGUUGAAGAUAUUGAGGAGCGUUAUAAAAUCCUGACUGAAGAAAGAGACAAGUUGAGGAGGGCGCUGAAUGACUUUGCUCUACGUCUGAAUUCCUUGACUGAAGAGAAAGGCAAGCUGGAGAGACAGCUCAAUGUUCUCAAACGCUACUUGCAACAAGGAUGGUUUUAUUUCAGUGACAGCGUCUAUUACAUUUCUUCAACUAAGAAGACCUGGCAAGACAGUAGAAAUGACUGUCUGCAGAGAGAUGCAGACCUGGUGAUUAUCAGCAGCAGAGAAGAACAGGAGUUAAUAACACAGCACCAGAAGGUGAUGUGGAUUGGACUGACGGACAGACAGUGGGAGGGGGUGUGGAGAUGGGUGGAUGGCACUCGACUGACAACAAGAUUCUGGGGCUCCGGUGAACCAAACAGUUAUCGAGGCAGAAAUGAGGAUUGUGUAACAGUAUAUUACAUAAAAUAUGUAGACAACUGGAAUGAUGAAACAUGUGAAAAUGAAAACUUCUGGAUGUGUGAAAAGAAAGUUACCCUGUAACUCAGCAUAGACACCACCAUGACAGCUAUUUUGUAUUGACAGCAGUGAAACACAUUUAACACAGUGGCACAUAAGCAUCAAUUACAGAUUCAGUUGGGUCAGAUUUUAUUUGCUUCAGAGGACAGCCACAAUUUAUGUAUUUUUCCAUUUAAUUUAGACAUUUCUUUGGGUAAUGAUGUUUCUUCUCAAGGUUAAAAUCAAACAGUUGUCAUAGAGCCCCCUUUUCUUUCCUUUCAUUUUUAAUCAUAGAUGUAGUUUAUUUUUUGGGUCUAAAUAUUGUUGUGCUUACUACUUUUGUGUUGUAUACAUCUUGUUUUUUUGCAUUUGAUAUUUCCUCUAUUAUAUUUCAUCUUGAAGCAUUUUGCAUUUCUGGCUUGGAAUGUAAAUAAAAGUAUUUUAUCAUCAUUGUCACGUACUUUUAUUCUUCUUUUAAAAAACUGUAUGAUUUUUAUAAAGAAAUUCUGUUUUACUGUUCUACUAACCUGAGUCUUCUCAGAGUUCAGAAUAUCCCCUAUCAGUUAUGAAGAAUCUUCACUAAGACACUUGCAAAAAUGUUGUAUACAGAUUGUACAAGAUUGACAAACCAGUUCAUAACCUCCACUUCUUAAAAAACAGAAGUAGUGGGGCUGUUAAGCUCUUAAAAUAGGGACAAUCUUGCUUUUUGUGAAACAAGCAUAAAACUUUCAGGGUUUGAUCUUGAUGACCUAAGCUUUAAUUUAAGAUAUGGUCAUCAUUAAGUGCAGUGAAGGUCACUGGUAAAAAAAGAUCUAGCGAUUGGGUGAAUCUAAGUACAAAAUGGACAGGUCCUUUAGAUUUCACCAAACAAUUCCAUACGAAUGUGGACAUGACAAAAAUGUAGCCCCACUUGAAGUUGACCUCCUGUCAGAAAUUUCCAAUGUAACAUUUAACAGGUAACAUAUCAGCAUGCCAAAACAGUAUAGUGAAAGUUGUUGUAGAGGCCUUAGCUUUCGGGGGUAAGAAAAAUACUGGCCUACAAAACAGUUUUAGUCACUUGAGUCACCAGAACAUGUGCAGAGUGCUGUGCACUUUAAUGCUGGCUUAUUGCAUUUACAGUGCCUGGGGCAACACUUUUUACCCCCAUAGUGCACAAGCUCAUAGCAAGAUGCCUAUGAUGCCUCUGGGAGUAUCGUCCAACAUGGCUGCCAGCCUGCAUCUGUAUCAGUCCAUCCCCAGUCUGAGGUACUCAGUGCUUACUCUGGUAACUGUGGGCUUGGAACCAAGGCAAGGUUCCAUUAUCUUAGCCUGGUGCAUUGCUCUUUUGAUGUGUUGCCGCAAAGCAGCUUGCGUAGGGGGGAUGUUUUCCAGUGAUCUUGAUCUAUGGGCAAAAUGUUGUGACAUCUAAGCAUGCACUUGUUCUGUCAUAGAUAAGCACCACAAAAGGUUCUAGUUGAGACAAGGAAAGAUCACUCAACUCUUGUGGAAUAUGCAACAUUUAAUGGAAAGCCUCUGUAACUUCUGGAUAUACAUGCCAUGUAUCCCAGGCAGUCUUUUUGGCUUUAAGGUUAUUUGUUUGGUACACAUCCCAAACAAUGUACAUGCGUUUUGUGUCUUUCAACUGUGAUACUAUGUAUGGUACAAAAACAUUGUCAGCAUAGGCCUGGAAGGUUUUAGCAGUACCUGGUUUCAACAUAUGUGCAGCUGCAGCACCAUCGAUAAAAACUGCUUCUACCUGACCAACACUGGUUUCUGACUAGCCAGAAUUAAUGGAAGUAAGUAAUCAUUAAUGCACCUCCUUGGGAUAAGGAUGGUGGUGCUGACUGAUUCUCAUGACUGAAAAACUGAUCGAGAUCACCCUCCAUUGUUUGACAUGAUUUGUACAGAUGAGAAAACAGGCAUCACUCUUCAGAGCAGCAAGUUGGGCCUUGUGCUUUGACUGUGUCUUUACAGGUGGAGACUUAAAUAAGGGCAGCUUAUUGUGUCUGCUCCACCCUGUAACCCAGAACUGUAGGAAAAUAAGAUCCCGUCUACACAAAUGGAAAACGCAGAUAUUUCCACAUUAUUUCUAAAAACUCUGGCUAUUGACAUUCUGAUUUACAGGAUAGGAGAAGUAGAUGUCCACAAACCCCUCUGUAAUUAUUUUCCCAUCCAAUAUGAAAACAAAACGGAAAAAAUAUUUUGAGCCUGGCUUUAUCACACGAUCUGAUUUUGUUUCUUAAAAUAUAUGCAAAUUAUAACAUUUUUCAUGAGAUAAGGCCUCAUUUGCAUAUUUAAAUGUUAAAAUACAAAAAAACAUACAUACAAUACACACACAUUUACAAUUUUUUGCAAGAAAAUUACAUAUUACAGAGGUCAGUGACCUCUAGCUGACCUCAGGGGUCAGUCUGAGAAUGCCUCCAAACUAGUAUAUCCAUCGAGUGUGCGCUUAACAGGAUUAACAGGCUAUUGUAAGGCUCAUGGCUCAUGACAGGCUGUAACAUGGACAUGUACAUUAUGAACAGAAAAACGAAAAUGCUCGAAUAUGUUUCUGUCUGCAAAAUUCAAGUUUCCGUCUCUGCCAGUGAGGGUGUAAGCGCAUGCUCGAUUGAUUGACUAGUUUGGUUUAGCUACCAGAAGACACGGAUGUCAACAUACCGGUAUGUAGCUACUUGCACAAACACACUGUUUUAACUACUUUUUUAUUCAUUUUGUGUCAUACACACUACAGUGCUGUGUUGUAAGGUG